Exserohilum turcica Et28A is the source of this 894-nucleotide messenger RNA. RefSeq lists its product as uncharacterized. The transcript has a single exon. Lineage: Eukaryota; Fungi; Ascomycota; Dothideomycetes; Pleosporales; Pleosporaceae. Bases 87 to 860 code for a protein of 257 amino acids. The record is from RefSeq and is a predicted model, not a curated record.
ACGCGAGCCGCCCUCCCUUAUACUUCACAUGAACGGCCCUCCCUCAUAUUUCACGCGAGCCGGUAAAUCACUAUCCAGGGUCUAUCAUGGACUGCGAAGCCGUAAUUCAGUUUUUAGAGCAACCUCCUAAUAAUCCGAUCAGCGAGGCAUCUAUUCGGCUUGUGUACCUUGUGAUGGAAAUGAAACAAUGUCGAUUCCCUAUUUCAAAAGACCCAUAUAAACGAAACCCGAAUUGGAGCAGAGGGGAAUGCGAGAAAAGGCUGCAGAAUAGGUUGAAGAGCCACACGAUUAAAAAGGCUAAGGAGUGGUGGGAAGAUCAGGACAAGAUUGAGGACAAGAAAGAUGUCAAAUUUGAACUUUACCGCCUGAUCGAGACCUUGUAUGGCUUGAAAUACUCUUGGGCUCUCGGAACAAUGAAGAGCCAUGACUGGUAUUUCAAUCCAAGAAGAAAAAAGGCCUUAGCGGAAUUAAUAUUGGCCCUCAUGGAGUUGGCAAAACGUGAGAAAAUUAGUGGCCAAGACAAGAAUCGAGAAGCCGUGUCAGCGGCGUCCUCCCAGCUGAUGGGUUUUCCAUUCUUAGACAAAGAGGUGGAAACAUAUGCCUGGAAACCACUCAACGCUGUUAAAUUUGCGGUCGAAAUCGGCAAAGCGUUAAAGUUAGAGCUUUGUCAUCAUCUGAAUGAUGGCAACUUUUCCUACCAGAAGGUUAAUCUAACGGAUGAUGAAAGUUUGAGCAUCUUCAGAAAGUAUAUAUCAGAUGAUAUGGCAUCGAGGGUGGAAAAAGCGGAAUGUCUUUAUUUGGCACUUCCGCAAGACCCAACAGAGAAUCAUGCGUUGAUAUUUUUUCAAAGCUUCUUAUAAUUUCGAGAAGUGCCAAUUACAUGAUGAGGUCCAC